Molecule: messenger RNA, 2400 nt
Organism: Leptomonas pyrrhocoris
Lineage: Eukaryota; Euglenozoa; Kinetoplastea; Trypanosomatida; Trypanosomatidae
Product: putative Syntaxin binding protein 1
Exons: 1
Coding region: 1-2400 (799 amino acids)
Biological process (GO): intracellular protein transport; vesicle-mediated transport
Cellular component (GO): plasma membrane; secretory granule
Molecular function (GO): syntaxin binding
Source: RefSeq, a predicted model, not a curated record
AUGUUGAUACUGCAACCUCGCUGCAAGAUUCUUUCCCCCAUCGGCCGAAAAAUGGUUCGUUUCCUAUCGCGCGUUGUUCUUCUCCCUUUUCUCGGCCUCUUCUCUUUUUCCUCUUUAGCUAUCCCGCGCCGUGGAAGAGCCGAAUACUACCUAGAAAGAAACUUAAACUUUUUUUUUGUUUUCUUCAUUGCUUUGAUAUUCAUUUUCAUAUAUACAUCAAUGCUUCGCCCCGGCACCGCCUUAGCAGCGGAUGGGCAGGCAAGCGAUGCAGCCUCGCCGACGAUGCCCGCCUCUCCUGUGGGCUCUGCGGGAGCCAUGCCCACUAACGCGAAGACCGCACGCGCGGUGCUUUCCAAGGAAACUACCAUCGUCCGCGGAGGCCUUCUGGGCUGCGUAAAGCAGCGCAUCUUCACCGAUAUGCUCGAUAGCGUUCCUGGCGGUUACAACAUCCUCAUCUGCGACAACAAAGGGGCAGAGAUUCUCAGCAUUUGCGUGCGCAUGCACGACUUGAUGGACCACGGCGUGACCUUAGUCGAGGAUCUCGGACUGCCUCGGCAGCCUGUGCUGAGCAGCGCCGCCAUCUACCUAAUCGAGCCCACCGAGGAGUCGGUGCGUCGGGUGAUGCAGGACUGGUCGCUCAAAAGCACAUACCGCGAGGCCCACGUCUUCUUCACCUCACCAGCGCCCGACAACUUACUUCAGCUGAUGGCAUCUGAGUCGCGUCUGGUGGAGGCGCUAAAGACAUGCAAGGACAUGCUGCUCGACUUCGCCGUUCCCGAGACGCUCCUCUUUUCUUUUGGGAUGCAGGGCGACAUCCAGAAACUCUUUCCUCCAGAUGUGGCUCUCGCAGGCGGCCGCGAGAACAUCCUCGGGCAAACGGCGCGGCGUCUUGUAUCUGUCUUCUUCACCAUCGGCGCCGGCGUGCCCACGGUGCGCUACCAAGGGACGAGCCGACUAGCGCAGCAGGUGGCGCGGCUCUUCGCAGAGCAAGUCAACGCCGCCGCGCGCGGCAACCCAUCCGCGUUCCGCCUGUCCAGUGCAAACGGCGGCGGCGCGGCGCAGCCGGAAGAGCCUCCUCUGCUGAUUCUCGUUGACCGCUCCUUCGACGCCGUCGAGCCCCUCCUGCACGAGCGCACGUAUCAGUGCCUCCUCAACGAUCUGAUGCCGCUGGAAAACGGAAUUUAUCGGCAAACCUUCGAAGGACGCGGCGGCCAAGAAGGCACGCGUAGUUGCCCGAUUGACGAACAGGACCCGUACUGGUGCCAGUACCGCCACCGCUUUUUCACUGCGUGUCUCGAGGACUUUCCGCGGAAGUUGCAGGAGCUCAUCGACGCCAAUCCUGCCUUGGCAAAAGGCAUGAGCGGCAACAUAGCGGCAGGCGGCAACAAACUGGCGGACGUGGGCAGCGCCAUCCGCGCCCUGCCAGAGUUCCAGGAACGCCAGGCAAAGCUCUCCGUGCAUAUUGACAUGUGCACCAAGAUGAUGGAGCUGUACAAGCAGCAGAAGCUCGCGGAGGUGUGCGAGGUGGAGCAGGACAUGGCCACCGGCCGGCACUCUUUUAAGGAGGUGUACGACAGCGUCCACCGUCUCGCCGCGGACGUGUCGCUGCCGCUGCCUGUCCGAGCGCGGCUGCUGCUGCUCCUGUGUGCCGCCACCAACACCCGCGAGUUCACCGAGGCGAAGAAGCUGAUGCUGCUGCAGGAGACGGCUCUCACCAGCGAGGCGGACCGGUGCAACAGCCUGAACAUGUUCAUCUCCCGCAUGGGCCAGCUGCCCCAGGAGAAAGCGGAGGGUGGUGGUGGCAGCGAUAAGGCAAGCAGCCCCAACAACAGAGGCAACACGCUCGGGGUGCUCAUGCGACGCUCCCUGCGCACCAAUCGAACUACAAGGCACGAAACGAAUCCAAGCCGUUCGGGAUCCCCCACGAGUAGCGGCGGCAACAGCAGCGCCGCCGACACGUUCCACAAUCAAGCCUACCUGAUUCUCAAUGCAGCCGUUCACAACACCCUGAGCCCGGCAGACUUCCCUUUCUUCACCGGUGUCAGCGGGGCCGGACUCGCCAGCGUGGCGAACGCGGGUCGGGGCACGGCUGCCGCCGGCGCCGUACAGCGGCGACGCACCUUGCGCUCAGGCGUGUACGGCAACGAUGCGGCGAACCAUACCGGGGCGAUGGGCGGCCCCGAUGGGGAAACAAACGUCACGCUGGAUCUUGGUCAUGAGGGCCAGUAUGCGUUGAAGAGUCGUCAGCGGGUGGUGCUGUUUGUUUUGGGCGGCGCCACGUUUGGCGAGGCCCGCGCAGGCUACGAAAUCUCGCUGCUGACUCGCACGGAGACGAUGGUGGGCGGUACGUCGCUGUUGACGCCUGCAGUGUUUCUGUCGGCGCUGACCUCUUUGCGGUGA